Messenger RNA from Onychostoma macrolepis, 5745 nucleotides. It is a transcript of the gene sema6ca, whose product is annotated as sema domain, transmembrane domain (TM), and cytoplasmic domain, (semaphorin) 6D. Bases 112 to 2808 code for a protein of 898 amino acids. NCBI's taxonomy places the organism in Eukaryota, Metazoa, Chordata, Actinopteri, Cypriniformes, Cyprinidae. The record is from RefSeq and is a predicted model, not a curated record. The transcript is spliced from 18 exons. Gene Ontology annotation, biological process: negative chemotaxis; positive regulation of cell migration; axon guidance. Gene Ontology annotation, molecular function: chemorepellent activity; semaphorin receptor binding.
UCGUAUCUGUUGCUCCGCCCCGUUUCCUCCCGCAGAUUAUUCUGAGUUAUACUGGAGCUCUGGGUUCUCUGACGCUCAGAUUUGAGGAAAACACAGAAAAUAUGGAAUAAGAUGGUUUUUGAAGCAAUACAGAUGACUGACAGGACAUGGCGUUACUCUGUCGUCAUGGCGAUGGCCUCUUUAGCCUGGCUCCUCCCAGUCAUUGCUACUGCCACGCCCUUUCCCAGCGAUCUGCAGCCAAUCAGUGUGGUGCGUCUGGAAGAUUCGCACCGGUAUCCCAUUUUUCAGGGUCUGAGGUUUAAUAAUGACACGGAGCGUCUGGGUCUGGACUAUCAGCGGAUGAUCCGGAUCCAGCAUAUGCUGUACAUCGCUGCCAGAGAUCAUGUAUUUGUUGUCAAUCUCACUACUGCAGUCGAUAAAAUCAUCCCACAGCAGAUACUGACGUGGAGAUCUACAGACGUGUCAAAGUGCACCGUGAGAGGGAGACACAGCGAUGAAUGCUAUAAUUACAUCAAGGUUCUUGUGCCUCGUAACGACGAGACUCUGUUUGCGUGUGGAACGAACGCACUGAACCCGGCCUGCAGAAACUACAGAUUGAGUUCGCUGGAGCAGGUCGGUCAGGAGCUGCUGGGUCAGGCCCGAUGUCCGUUCGAGUCUCGCCAGUCCAACGUAGGAGUGUUUGCAGGUGGUCAUUUCUAUUCGGCCACAGUGACGGACUUCCAGGCGAGUGACGCUGUGAUCUACAGGAGUUUGGGUGGAGAGGGGCGGCCCGUACUUCGGACCGUCAAAUACGACUCCAAAUGGCUCAGAGAGCCUCACUUCCUGCACGCUGUCGAAUACGGCAACUAUGUGUAUUUCUUCUUCAGUGAGAUCGCCGUGGAGCACACCGGUGCUGGGAAGGUGGUGUAUUCGCGCGUGGCACGCGUGUGUAAGAACGACAGCGGCGGCUCCACUCGGGUGUUGGAUCGCCACUGGACGUCGUUUCUGAAGGCGCGCCUGAACUGCACUGUUCCUGGAGACACGUUCUUCUACUUCGACGUGCUGCAGUCGCUCACCAACGUGCUGCAGAUCAACCAGCGGCCCGCUGUGGUCGGAGUCUUCACCACGCAGAUCAACAGCAUUCCCGGCUCAGCGGUGUGCGGGUUUUAUUUGGAUGAUAUUGAGCGAGUGUUUAAUGGGAAGUUUAAGGAGCAGAAGAACAGUGAUUCGAUGUGGACGCCGGUGCCUGAGGAACACGUGCCCAAACCACGUCCAGGUUCAUGUGCAGGUGAAGGUUCAGCUUCCUCGUACUCGUCCUCUGUUCAGUUUCCAGACUCUGUGCUUUCAUUUAUUAAGACUCAUCCGCUGAUGGACGAGUCUGUGCCAUCAAUCAAUAGCCAACCGCUGAUCACCAGCACCGCCAGCAGGUAUAAGCUGACUCAGAUUGUAGUGGAUACAGCGGCUGGGCCUCAUAAGAACCGCAGUGUUGUGUUUCUGGGCUCUGAAGACGGACGGGUUCUGAAGAUCCUGACCGGCACUCAAGCCAACAGCUCACAUAGCUCCAGACUGCUGGAGGACAUCCACGUCUUCAACCCUGCACAGUGUACUGGAGAGCGUACUGUGUUGGGUCUGGAGCUGGAUAAGGAGCAUCACGCUCUGUUUGUGGCGUUUUCCAGCUGCAUUAUCAGAGUUCCUCUGAGCCGCUGCGCUCGACACACCACCUGCAAGAGACACUGUCUCCACACGCAUGACCCAUACUGCAUCUGGCUGCGGACGGGACGCUGCGCUGACGUGGCUCCAGGGUUCAAGGCGGGGUUUGAGCAGGACAUUGACGGUGACCAAUCACAUUCAUUUGACACAUGCACAGAUGUGAUGUCAGCAGCAGGAAGUGAUGUGAACUCAGCUGUGGAUUCAGCCUCUGGUGUGAAGCAGCUCCCUGACGCGGCGGCUCUCAGCGGUGGCUUUCACUACACUCUUCUGGGCGCGUGUGUGUUGGUGGCGUUCGUAUUGGGUGCCGUCGCGUCGGGUUUGCUGGUGUCCUGUUACUGCGGUCAGAGAUCCCAUCAAUCACAGGAGCCCGAGGCGUCGCUUCAGCACGCGCUCUCGCUCAACAGCCUCGCCAAACUCAACCGCCUCAUAGACACCAGACCGGACAAGGACCUCCCGUCCUCUCAGAUCUACAGCUCCGGGCUGCCCUACUGCCAGCCGCCCGCUAAACCACACGCGACUGAGGAGGAAGAGUUCGCCUCGAACCUGCCCACCCCGGAUUCAACGCCAGAACUGCCAAUCAAGAACUUAAAGGCUCUAAACAGCCAAUGGGAGAGAAGCCACACCCACAGCGCCACCCUGCAGGUGUUUCCCACCAAUCAGACGCUUCCCAGCAACCACGACGAUGAUGCAUUUAAACCAGAAAUCGCCAUUAUGACUUCUUCCUUAUUCCCGGGCGACUCGGGGUCAUUGCACAUGCCAACAUCGUAUUACAGCUGCCUAAAAGAGACGCCAGAAACCUCAACGUUUCAGCAGAUUCCGCUACAAAUGCUUCCCGAGCGCCAGGUCCUUAUAAAAAUAGACAACGGAGUCACGACCGUUCGCAAUCACAGCUUCAACCAGAAGUCGGCGCACUUGGGAAACAUCUACGAGAUUCACAGGCCGCUGAUCGCGGGCGGCUCGUGUCUGACGCGGCAGCAUAGCUACAGCGAGCCUCCGCUCCUCCAGCGGGCGGCCAUCAUCAGACGCACAGCGUCGCUCAAACCACAGAUCCCACCCAAACCUGCAAACAUACCCCCCAAAACACUACACCUGCCCUCGCACGCCAAACACAGCUACUGACACCAAAGGUCAGAGGUCAAAGACACGGCAGGUUUGGAAUUGAAUACUAGCAUACUGAUUACUGCACUGUACUGUAUAUAGCAAACACUUUAUACUAUUAUGUUGCAUGUUUAAUUCAGGAUUUGGCGUCCAGUUGACUUUCAAAAAAAGGUUAUUUUGCAUUUCUAAUGCGAUUUUGUUUCCCUUGACAAAAAUCAAAAAAAAAAAAUUACACUUUUUUUCUAUUGGCUUCUGAAUUAUUUCAGAAAAUAAGAUCUGUGGCCAACAAUAUUUUUUUAGCAUACUGAUUACUGCCCAGUAUAUUGGGUAUAUAGGACACUUGUGAUGCUAUUUUGUUUCAUGUUUAAUUCAGCAUUUGACGUCUUUUUUAAGAAAUGUUUCGGGAAUACUAAUUUUACAAAAAUGAUUUUGCAUAUUUAUUUUGGCAUAUUCGUUAUUCAAAAUUCAAUUUUCCAUUGGCUUUUGGGACAAACAUCUUGGGGAUUUAAGAAAAGUACGAUGAUAUCCUAAGUUAUUUACAAAGAUUUUUUUAAGAACUCUUUUCAGUUCAAAUUCUUAAGUUUUGUCUUUCAAAAAAUCUUAAGGAAAAAGAUUAAGAACAUACAAAAUUCUUCAAACGUUUGGUGUUUUUAACACAAUUCUGGUUUCCUCAUCAAAAUCUUGACAAAUAGGAUUUUUCUUAAAAUAAGCUCUAUGACCAGCACACCUUAGCAUAAUAAUUACUGCACGGUAUAUACUGUAUAUAGCAAACAUGAGCUCAUUAUGUUGCAUGUUUAAUUAUUCAGCAUGUGGCAUCCAAUUAACUUAUUUUGUGAUUUUGCAUUAACGCAGUUUUGCUUCCAUCGAAGAAGUCUUGACAAAUAGGACUUUUCCAAAAGUUGGAGGUUAUCCUAAUUUUAAGGACUUGUGAUGAUUUUUAAAUAACUUUUUAAGGAAUACCAACUAAUUUCUUGAAAGUCAAACCAAACGCAUAGCAUUAUGGGAUACAGUAUUCAAUAUUGAUAUCUCACAGAUACAGAUCAUUCACAUACUGUGUCCAGUAAACAUACUGCAGGAGUAGUAUGAAUAGUAUGCUAGUAUCUCUUCUGAACACGAGUCAGAAAACUAAUGCAGUUGAGUGUGUUUGUGUACCAGUGGCUCAAUGCAACAGUAAUGUGUGUGUGUGUGUGUUUUCAUUGAGAGGAGCGUGAGAAGGAAACGACACGAGCCGGACUGAACUCUCAUCACCGGAUCACGUUCACCAGUGAAUCAGUAAAACCUCCACAGCAUCGCAUCAGACUGACAUUAACACAAAGGUUGAGCUGCUCACGUGUUCAACUGCAUUAAUGAGAUAUAAUGUGUUUGCAUUGAUUUGUGCCUUACAUGAGAGAGACCUGAGGUCAGAGGUCAGAGGUGAUGAUGUAGACACUAACUCGUAAGCCAUCGAGGUCGUCUGCUGGAGUCGCGUUCCCAUUCAUCUCAAUGGCAGUUGAUCGGCUGGAGCAGGACCUUCUGGAGAGCACCGCUUCAUGAACAAUUUCACAGACAGGUUUCAUUGAGUUGUAAAUGUCAUGUGACCGAUCAAUCUAUGUUAGACAUCUCUGCAGAAGACAGAAAAAUGCUUUUGAGAGCCUUUGAAAAUAUUGGUGACUGGUGAAGUAUUUACUUUAAUUAUAUAUGCACAAUUUGCAUUUUGCUUGCAAAGACCACAUUUCAUCAGAAAAUAUUUUCUAAAGUAAUUAUUUUGGGGCCUGCAGCAAAUAUGAGCAACAGGAUGUGAUGUCAUGUUUAUUUUAAUGAACUACGCAUAAUGAUGAAUAAUAAAUGCUGUGCUCUCACACAGCGGGAAUUGCUGAAGGUUUUAUUAUUUAUGCAAAACAACCUAAAUGAGACACCGUGUUUUAUUUUUAGAUAACUAUGGAAGUCUGUUUAAAGCAAAAGUAAAAAAAAAGGUAAUUUUUAUAACAAUUUGGACUUUAUUUCUCGCAGCUCUUAAUUGCUAGGCACAUUUCAUACACAGUGGUAAUUCAAAGUGCUUUACAUAAAAGGAAGUGAAAUAGUCAUUAAAAAAAAUAAUAAUCACAAUAAAAACAAGGAAUUAAAAAAAUAAUAAAACAAGAAAUUAUAUAAAAAUUGAUUUAAAACGGUUAAGAAUAGAAAAUGAUAAAAUACAGUGCAAUGCUAGAAACAAAAUAACAGCAUAUGCUUUUUUCUUACAAUUCUGAGUGGACAUCUCGCAAUUGUUUUUUUUUUUUACAGGAAUAAAAAUAAAAAAGGUAAUUGAGACAUUUUCUCACAAUUCUGAGUUUUGUUUCCUCGCAGUUGCGAGUUUGUAUCACAAUUCUGUUUAAUCCUGCCACAGAUUAAAAAUUAAAAGGGUAAUUGCAUUUUUUGUGUCUUACAGUUGUUGUUUUCUCGCAAAUUGUAAAUAGAUUUCUCAAUUUCAACAUUUAAAAAAAAAAUUUUCUCAUAAUUCUGACCUUUUCUCUCGUAAUUGCAAGUUGCAAGGAAACGUCUGAAUUAUAUAUAAAUAUACACCUAGAACUGUGAAAAAAAAAAAAUCUGAAUUGUGAUAAAAAUCUAAGUUCCUUUUUUCUUAAUUUUGUGGCAGAAACAAGCUUUCAUACAUUUAGAUCCUCUGCUCAUCAAACAAAAUUUUUACUACCUAAAAUCACAGGUCAGAGGUCAAAAAAAGUUCAAUUUCACAUUUGUGUACCUGCAGUCCUUUAUUUGUGUUUGUGUGUGUGUGAAUGUUAAAGAAUGGAAGUGAAUGGAACUGCGACACACCCCUCCUCCUCUGACAGUAGCUCCGCCCACCUGAACAACGGAGGCUGUGAUUGGUGCAGCCUGAGGGUUUGUAUCACAGUUAAUUGAGACCACUAUAUUGAGAGACGACUAUGAAUUUGUGAGUUUCUCAGGAGAUUGUUAUUCUGUGUAAUCUAAAUGAAAUCACUGAUC